AUGGAGAAGAACAAGCUAGGUUCAUCACAAUGCAUUCCUAGAUUGGCUAGUGAGAAAUUGUAUCAAGUGAGCCACAUUUAUGGUGAAGAAUUUGUUGUAGACCUUAGAGCAAAGACAUGCUUUUGUAGGAGGUGGAAUUUAUGUGGAAUACCAUGUCCCCAUGCAAUCUCAACAAUAUUUCAAAGAUGUGAAAACCCAAUUGCUUAUGUGGAUGAUUAUUAUAAGCUGGAGACUUAUAUGAAGGCUUAUGAACCAGUGAUUCACCCAAUCCCUUCAAUGGACCAAUGGAGUAAAUGUGGCCUUCCUCCAAUUAAACCUCCAUUUUAUAAGCAACAACUGGGUAGGCCUAAAAGAGUUAGGACGAAGGAGCCUGGUGAGGUUGAAAUACCAGGCCCCAUCCCACCAAACCAUAUGCCUCCAAAUUAUAUUGCCCCACCAGCCAAGCUUAGAAGGGUUCAUGCAUCUUCAACCCAAAUAGAGCAAGGCUUUUCUUCUAACACAGUAAGAGGGAGAUGCAUAAGUACAGGAAGAGAAAAUGUUGCUCAAGCUACUGCUGACCCUAAUUCUCUACAAAGUAUGGCAAGAGGUAAUGGAGAAGGAGGCAGAGGCAUAAGUAAAGGAAGAUGCAAUGUUGCUCAAGCCCCUGUUUACCCAAAUUCACAAGAAAGUGUGACAAGAGGUAAUGGACAAGGAGUCUUACCAUCUUCACAUAUUGGCUUAGGAAGAGGUUUACCAUCUUCAAAGCUAAGUGCAAUUAGAGGAAGAGGCUUAGGAAGAGGAAUAAGUGGAGAAAGAGGCGAAGAGGCUUACCAUCUUCACAAUCAACUAUAG
Messenger RNA from Prunus armeniaca (apricot), 831 nucleotides. Lineage: Eukaryota; Viridiplantae; Streptophyta; Magnoliopsida; Rosales; Rosaceae. The record is from the annotation of a GenBank genome assembly.